ACGCCGGGGCGGCCCAACCGGUCUUCCCUCUCUACCUCCCUCCUUUCCUCCCUCCCUUCCCCCCCCUCGUUUCCCGUCCCCUUUGCCGGCGCCCGGCCCGGCAGCGGUUUUCGGCGGGGGCCGCCCUGUUCCCGUGGCAACGCCCGUUCCCGGGCGGCGGCCAUGGGCGGCUGGGCCGCGGCGCCAUGGCUGCUUGGUGGCUGCAGCGGGCGCGGCGUCCUCCGCGGCGCUGCGCGGCGGUGGGGCAGCUCCCGCCCCGGCGCUGGGGACCGGGCGGCGACCCUGAGCGACCUCCUCCAGAGCUCGGUGGAGGCCGAGGAACCGGGCGCGGCGGCGGCGAGGCGGGAGCGGCGGUGCCCCCGGGAGGGUACGGUGCUGCUCUUCCCGGGGCAGGGCAGCCAGUUCGUGGGCAUGUGCCGCGGGCUGCAGCAGUACCCCGGCGUGCGGGACAUGUACCGCCUGGCCGAGAAGGUGCUGGGCUACGACCUGCUCUCCCUCUGCCUGGAGGGGCCGCGGGACGCGCUGGACCGCACCCAGCACUGCCAGCCCGCCGUGUUCGUCGCCUCCCUGGCCGCCGUGGAGAAGCUCAACCACCUGCAGCCUGAAGUCGUGGAGCGCUGCGUGGCGGCCGCCGGCUACAGCGUGGGGGAGUUCGCGGCGCUGGUCUUCGCUGGAGCCCUGGGCUUUGCCGAAGCGCUGUACGCGGUGAAAGUGCGCGCCGAAGCCAUGCAAAGGGCGUCGGAAGCUGUCCCCAGUGGAAUGCUCUCGGUUGUCGGCCGGCGAGAGGCAAAUUACAAAUUUGCCUGCCUGGAAGCCCGUAAACAUUGUGAAUCGCUGGGUAUAGAGAACCCCGUGUGCACAGUUUCAAACUAUUUGUUUCCAGACAGCAGAGUCAUUGCAGGACACUUACAGGCUUUGGAGUUUUUGCAGGAGAAUGCCCGAAAAUAUUAUUUUAAACGUAUAAAAAUGCUUCCAGUCAGUGGGGCUUUUCAUACCAGACUUAUGGAACCAGCAGUAGAGCCACUGGCUGAAGUUCUAAAAUCGAUUGAAAUUCAGAAACCGCUGCUCUGUGUGUAUUCCAAUGUCGAUGGCAAAAAGUACAUGCACUCAAAGCACAUUCGGAAGCUGUUAGUGAAGCAGGUGGUGUCACCUGUUCUGUGGGAGCAGACCAUGCACUCAGUGUACGAAAGAAAGCAAGGAACAGAAUUUCCUUACACGUAUGAAGUGGGUCCUGGGAAUCAACUAGGAGCCAUUCUCAAACAAUGUAAUUUAAAGGCCUGGAAACAAUAUAAACACGUAGAUGCUCUGGAAGAUGAGGAAGCAGCGGAGACCUAAAUAACCUUUUGAGAAAAAUUCACACAACUCAGUUUUUCUUUGAUUUAAAACUUUGUGCUCCCAAAAGAGGAAGUCUUAAACAUUCAUAGCUUCUUAUGAUGUAAAGAGCACUCACUAUGUGCAUAAUUGCAAUGAACAUUUUUCUUUGAGUUACUCAGGUGUGGAAAGGGGAGAGCAAAGUUUGGCUCUUCCAUCUGUGUCGGGACUGCAAAGCUGUCAACUAACAGGCCAAGUAGCACUGUUUGGUCUCAAUCCUGCAAGCAACUUUCCCUCUUGGGUGGUUUUUCUUUUUUUUCUUUUUUUUUUUUUUGGUUGUUGUUGUUGUUUUUGUGGGGAGUUUUUUUCUAUGUGGAUUCAGGUUCCAGUUGGUAUCCUUGCCUGUCUGGUGCAGGGAUCUGCAGGAAUGCAGGGGUUGUUGGCUUCAGGUUGUAGAGGGCUCUGCUCUGGGCUGGAGGGUGCAUUUAGAGGAGCCAUUUGUUGGGAAGGCUUUCAGUGUUCUGAUGUUCCUGUUUUCUUACUCAGCUGGCUAGUGGGGUGUUCAUUUAUGUAAAGUUCUCUUACUUUGUGUCCACGUUGCCAGGUAGCAGCUGAGUGAAGCAGAUGAUGUUACUAGAAACAUUAUUUUCUUAAGGUUAAACUAUAAAUAAACUGAAGCUUUUCUUGCUAUUUUAA
Serinus canaria (Common canary) is the source of this 2007-nucleotide messenger RNA. It is a transcript of the gene MCAT, whose product is annotated as malonyl-CoA-acyl carrier protein transacylase. The coding region runs from base 163 to 1335 and encodes 390 amino acids. Lineage: Eukaryota; Metazoa; Chordata; Aves; Passeriformes; Fringillidae. The transcript is spliced from 4 exons. The record is from RefSeq and is a predicted model, not a curated record. Gene Ontology annotation, molecular function: transferase activity.